Suillus fuscotomentosus is the source of this 721-nucleotide messenger RNA. RefSeq lists its product as uncharacterized. The transcript is spliced from 5 exons. The record is from RefSeq and is a predicted model, not a curated record. The coding region runs from base 227 to 721 and encodes 164 amino acids. NCBI's taxonomy places the organism in Eukaryota, Fungi, Basidiomycota, Agaricomycetes, Boletales, Suillaceae.
UUUCAUACGCACAUUAACCAGGCACUUAGACUAGAAUGAACUGUCCUCCAUAGAGUAUGACUCUCCAUAGGACAGAUUGGAAUUUUUCUAAAAACCAGGCACUUGAAGGAUCGAUUCGCGACAUCCUGUUUAACCAACGCAUAAAGUGAUUAGAUGACAUGUACAACGCGGCAGUUACUAUGAUCAAGUUAACGUAGGACCACAGACCCACAUCGCUUUCUUCCUCAUGUUCCAGUCGAGUUCGAUGACCCGACUUGUCUCCCGGGAGAGGUUCCGGUUCAGGAGGAUGAUAUCUGGGGUCGUCCUCAUAUUCCUGGAGUUCUUCUUGCGACGAGUAGCAGAGCUUGGAUAUGCGUCUCCGGAAUCAAACUUCGGUGUUAAAGGAGAUAGCUCGCUGAAACGUGAAUGGUUGAGGGUCACAUGGAGUAAUUUCCAUCGUGCUCCUUCAAGUUGUGACGAGACCUCCUCGCUCCUUGAGGGCAAGACUGCCGAUUGUGUUCGAGAGGUCUUGGAACGGGCGGCUCAGCGCUUAUUUUCUGACGACGCGGGGCUUUACCCACAACAUCGGACGCGUUUUUACGUGGGUGUGCUACCCCCACUUGCACGUAUUGUGCGCAACAUGAGUGAGACAGAAGUAGGUGUCUUAUCCCCGCAGCUGGAUAGUGCGACGAUAGAACCUAGGCCAUCGUCACGGAUUAGCGCAGGCAUGGCACGUGGAUAG